AUGUGGAACUUUUCGAAAGUAAUGCAAAACCUGAACACAAUGGAAAAGCGUGUGGCAUUUGCGGAGGAAAACGACCUUGUUUUGCGUUCUAGGGUCUGUCGCACGCAAAUGAAACUACAAGCUAGAGGAAACGAUUCUUUGGGUACCUUUAGGUGCAGUAAGGGACAGUGCAAGAGGAAGUCAGGAGUGUCCAGAGCUACUGGAACGUGGUUCGAGCAAUGCAAGAUAUCGCUGCCACACAUUUUUUAUUAUAUGUAUGCAUAUGCGCACCGGUGGUCGCACGAAAAUAUACGCUUCGAGAACUAUUUGAAAGGAUCCUGUCUUUCGACAGCCACCAUUUGCGACUGUUAUAAUUACUUCCGUGAGGCGGUAAGUUUAUACCAGAUUGACAGGCAGGAGUCGGUGGGUAGGAUUGGGGGUCCUGGAAAAGUCGUACAAAUUGACGAAAGUAAAUUUGGCAAGCGGAAGUAUAAUAAAGAAAGAAGAGUGGAAGGCCACUGGGUUCUUGGCAUUAUUGAGGACAGUAGUGAGGAUCUCCGUCUAGAAGUGUGUCCAGACAACAUACGUUCCGCGGAUGUGCUCAUACCUUUAAUUAGAAAGCACAUCAAAGAAGGUUUUAUUAUACAUAUGGACUUCUGGAGAGCCUAUGACUGCUUGGCUAAUUAUGGGUAUGAGCACAAAAAAGUUAACCACAGCGACCCCGACAACCCCUUUGUGGUGGAGGAUGGUACUCACACGCAAAGAAUUGAGUCCCAAUGGCGCGUUGUCAAGAGAUAUUUCAAUAAAGAAAAUUAUAACCACCCUGUUUGUUUUACAGAUGUUAUAGUUGAAUAUUUGUGGAGAAAAUCUGUAAAUAAAAAUCACGAAGACCCAUUUGUUAAACUGAUCGAAGCAAUAAAAUACAGUUAUAAGCCGUAA
This is a messenger RNA of Anastrepha obliqua, 918 nucleotides long. RefSeq lists its product as uncharacterized. The transcript is spliced from 2 exons. The record is from RefSeq and is a predicted model, not a curated record. Bases 1 to 918 code for a protein of 305 amino acids. NCBI's taxonomy places the organism in Eukaryota, Metazoa, Arthropoda, Insecta, Diptera, Tephritidae.